CAAGCAAGAUGGCCGACGACAACGACUGCCAAGACGGGAAAGAGUUUAAUGGCGAAAUAUCACCCAUACAAGAAGCUGAACAAUUAAAAACCCAGGCAAACAACUUAUUCAAAGAUGGAAAAUAUGAAGCCGCCAUUGGGUUGUACAGUAUGGCCAUCGAACUUAAUCCUUCUGUACCAGCUUACCUAGGUAAUAGGAGCUUUUGUUACUUGAAGACUGAGUACUAUGGUCUUGCUCUUGCUGAUGCAAAUAAAGCCAUUCAACUGGACAAGAAGUACAUAAAAGGGUAUUACCGGCGAGCUACGGCUAACAUGGCACUUGGAAAAUUCAAGCUAAGCCUCAAGGACUAUGAAAUGGUGGUGAAGUUCAGACCCAAUGAUAAGGAUGCCAAGGCAAAAUACACUGAAUGCAAGAAGAUUGUCCAACGGCAAAUGUUCGAGAAAGCAAUUGCAGCAGAAGAGAAGGCAGUAUUUGAUACGAUUGAUAUUGAUUCAAUAGUUGUUGAAGACAGCUAUGAUGGACCAGUCAUCGAUGAUAAGCAGGGAUAUACCUUGGACUUUAUAAAGCAAAUGAUGGAAACAUUCAAAGAACAAAAGAAAAUUCAUAGAAAAUUUGCUUAUAAGAUAUUAAAAGAUAUGAAAUUGUUCCUGGAAAAACAACCUUCGCUGAUUAACAUCAAAAUACCCAAGUCAGGGAAGUUCACAGUCUGUGGUGAUAUUCAUGGUCAGUUUUAUGAUCUUCUCAAUAUAUUUGAACUAAAUGGAAUUCCAUCAGAGGACAAUCCAUAUCUUUUUAAUGGAGAUUUUGUUGAUAGAGGGUCAUUUUCAUGUGAAGUUAUCUUCACAUUAUUUUGUUUCAAGCUAUUAUAUCCAGAACAUUUCUUCAUGUCAAGAGGAAACCAUGAAAGUAGUUCUAUGAAUCAAAUGUAUGGCUUUGAUGGAGAGGUCAAAACUAAAUAUACCCCAGAAAUGGUAGACCUCUUUACAGAAGUCUAUAACUGGCUGCCCUUGUGUCAUUUAAUCGAAAACAAAGUUUUGGUUAUGCAUGGUGGCUUGUUUAGUUCAGAUAAUGUCAAGUUAGAUGAUUUAAGAGAAAUAUCUCGGAAUAAGCAGCCUCCUUCAGAAGGUCUUAUGUGUGAUUUACUAUGGUCAGACCCUCAACCACAGCCUGGAAGAUCAACCAGUAAACGAGGUGUAGGAAUCCAGUUUGGUCCUGAUAUUACAGAGAAGUUCUGUAAAGAUAAUGACCUGGAGUAUAUCAUACGAAGUCAUGAGGUAAAACCGGAAGGGUACGAGGUCAUGCAUGGUGGAAAGUGUAUUACUAUUUUCUCAGCUCCCAAUUAUUGCGACCAGAUGGGAAACAAGGGAGCUUUCAUCACCAUGGGAAGGGAUCUAAAGCCAGUCUUCACCACAUACGAUGCUGUUCCGCACCCCGACGUUAAACCCAUGGCGUACUCCAACUCGUUGAUGCAGAUGUUUGGUUUUAUGUAGAAUACAACGAUUUCUAAUUAUUUCCUUACGAAACAUUGUCAGCCUUCGUUCUUUCCCAAGACCUGGCUCACAAUAAACCUGUUUAGCUUGGGCGCAAUGUUUUCCCAUAUCAGAAGACCACGUGUCAUUCUUGUGAGAACAAGAUAAUUUGUUUGAGUUGUAUCCAUAUUUAUGUCUUCUAGUGUGCAACAGUUAAAUAAAGGAAUGAUACACAAGGGAAUGACGUUUGGUAUAAAUUGGGAAAACAUUAAGCACAAGCUGAAGAGGUCUAUUUAUUGCGAGAUGGUUGGACCUACGCAGCACUUAGUGAUGUAAUAUAUUUAUCAUAUCUAUUGUAUUCUGUGUAUUACAUUCACUGAAUGCUACCUGGGUUCUCCCAUCGCUUUGACACAAGUACGAGAAACACGCAGACUCGUUGCAGCUCUUGUCCAAUAGGCGCGGAAAGACAAGUGUUUACAACAGCAACAUGCACAGACUUACUGCAGCUCUCCCAAAGCAAGCGUUAGCGGGGAAAGACAAUAGGCCAUUUUCACAAACAGUCACGUGCUGAUAUAUCACUUUGAUAACGAAUCAAUUCAGCCAAAUGUCCCUUGGGCAAUGUUCUGCCGGACGGCACCGAAACUAUCUUGUAAGGGGGAAAAGCAUUUUGGAAAAGCUAUUGGAUAUGACAUUACUAAUCCAGCAAAAGUGAUUGGAAUAAAGGAAGUUUGAAGUUUUGCCAUCCUGUAACAGUCACACGUGAAUAUGUCCUGCAAAUGGCCUAUUAGUUAGUGAACAGUACAACGUUAUUCUACGUCGGCAUAUUGCAUGUUCUUGUGUUGUGAGUGAAGAUAAAAACCAGCGCAUAACGAUUCUUUGUCGGCCAGGGACCCCUUGAAGAGAGAAGGAAAAAGUUUUUUCCUUUGGGGCGAAAUGUUUUCUCAUUUUAGACCACGGCAGCCGUAACGGCUUAUACUUAUUUUAUUCCAAAGUCCUCAAAUGGGGAAACAUCUACGCCAAAAUAGACUGUGUGCACGGCCCAGUGAAACUUUAAUUCCCUAUCCAAAAGGAAGAUUGAUAGCACACCAAUCAUAUUGGAAUAGUGGAGCUGAACUUGUCACUCGGUGUGUUCACACUUAAUAGUGCUCGGUCACUUGUUGCGCGGUACAAGUUCCCAACCUUCGUACUCGGGAACAGCUAGUACUCGACCAUGCUUAGGAAUUGUACUUCCAAGCACAAGAACCAAGUGUGAACACGGUCUCGAAGUGACCCCUAUGCAAGGGCACCAAGUCGGGGUUGGACUUGAUGUUUUCAUACUUUUAAGACAUUUUAUCAAGUCCGACCUCGACUUGUUUCAUGGUCACCCGAGAAAAUUUGGUAUUUCGAUAUUGAUUCGAUUCCGAUGGACUAGUCUGAUUUUCUGAUAUAUUUAAAAGGCCUGAAUAAGAUCAGAUUCCAUACAUGCGGUGCAUACAUAAUUCAUACGGCUUGUGAGUUUAUUAUACCCGACGUUUAAUUUUGAGGUGAAAAUAAAAUGGUUUUUUUUUA
This is a messenger RNA of Actinia tenebrosa (Australian red waratah sea anemone), 3017 nucleotides long. RefSeq names its product serine/threonine-protein phosphatase 5. The record is from RefSeq and is a predicted model, not a curated record. NCBI's taxonomy places the organism in Eukaryota, Metazoa, Cnidaria, Anthozoa, Actiniaria, Actiniidae. Gene Ontology annotation, molecular function: hydrolase activity; protein binding.